AUGAAUUUUUUUCUUUUCUCUCCUUUUUCUUAUUGUAAAUUUGGCUCAUUUCUUUCUUUUCAUUCUAUUUUCCAUUCCUGCUUUGUCAGUGAUUCAUUUGUUAUUUUUCUUUCAUUUUUCUUUUUCUUCGUCUACGUUUUCUUCUUACUACAUUUUCUUUAUCCUCAUCUGGCCAUGAAGAAUUUCUUAGAUUUGUCUUUCAUUACAUGCUUCUUGGAUGGCUUCAAACAUUCUCUCUACCCAUCUUCAUGCCUCUCUUUCUCUACCCAUCUCUCUCCCUCUCUUUUUCUACCCAUCUCUCUCCCUCUCUUUUUCUACCCAUCUUCAUGCCUCUCUUUCUCUACCCAUCUCUCUCUCUCUCUGUACACAUCUCUCUCCCUCUCUUUCUCUACCCAUCUCUCUCCCCCCCUUUCUCUCUCCCCAUCUCUACCCUCCCCUCUUUCUCUACCCAUCUCUCUCCCCCUCUUUCUCUACCCAUCUCUCUCCCCCUCUUUCUCUACCCAUCUCUCUCCCUCUCUUAUGUACCAGGACAUUUGCAAUUGA
This is a messenger RNA of Acanthosepion pharaonis, 543 nucleotides long. The record is from the annotation of a GenBank genome assembly. Lineage: Eukaryota; Metazoa; Mollusca; Cephalopoda; Sepiida; Sepiidae.